Messenger RNA from Oppia nitens, 921 nucleotides. RefSeq lists its product as uncharacterized. The transcript has a single exon. Bases 1 to 921 code for a protein of 306 amino acids. Lineage: Eukaryota; Metazoa; Arthropoda; Arachnida; Sarcoptiformes; Oppiidae. The record is from RefSeq and is a predicted model, not a curated record.
AUGAAUAUCUAUAUAUUAGCUUCAACUCAUUUGAAAGACAGAGAUACCUGCCUAAAUUGGCUUAGAGAAAAAGAUCUCCCACCAAUUAAUAGAAAAUGUCCUAACUGUAAAAGACCGAUGACCUAUGAAGCAGACCAUGGUUUAGGUAGAUAUCGUUGUCGAAACAGCCAUAGCGGAAAGGGAGACAUCAAUAUAUCCGUAGCUAAAGGCACAUGGUUUGAAAAUGUUAAAGCAGGAGUCAUAAAGUCCGUACUAUUAGUGUACGCCUUUACCAGUCAAAUGACAUAUGAACAAACAAUUAAAAAGACAACAAUAGAUGGUUCAGUGACAUCAUCCACAACAGUAGCUGAUUGGUUUAAUUACUGCCGUGAAGUCUGUAUGUGCGCAUUAGAUCAGAAAUAUGAAAAUGAAGGGAUGAUAGGCGGAGAAGGUGUAGUAGUUGAGAUAGACGAGUCACUUGUAGGCAAAAUGAAAUACUGGAAAGGCCGAUUAAGAAAAGGAAAUUGGAUAUUAGGAAUGGUUGAAAGAGGCAAAGAUAGAAACGGAUACAGACUUGAGCUCAGAAAUGCCGACACAUUAAUACCAUUAAUUCAGAAACAUGUGGCCCCCGGAACUACUAUAAUAACAGAUGAAUGGAGGGCUUAUUUGUCACUUGAAAAAUAUGGAUACAAACACUUGACAGUUAAUCAUAGCAAGCACUUCAAGGAUCCGGUCACUGGAGCUCAUACAAACACAAUAGAAGGCAGCUGGAAAUGGAUGAAGUACAAACUUACAACAAGAGGAUAUCGUAGGGAUCAAUUAGCAAUGCAUUUAUGUGAAUAUCUGUGGUUCCGGGAUUGUCGUCGCAAUAAUAUUGAUCCGUUUGACCAAAUGAUUAAAGACAUCAAAAAUGUGUGUCCUACAAAUACUUGUAAUUUCUAA